Molecule: messenger RNA, 9062 nt
Organism: Schistosoma haematobium
Lineage: Eukaryota; Metazoa; Platyhelminthes; Trematoda; Strigeidida; Schistosomatidae
Product: Laminin subunit gamma-1
Exons: 1
Coding region: 4997-5500 (167 amino acids)
Source: RefSeq, a predicted model, not a curated record
CUCGUGGGGUGCGGGAUCGUGGAUGCGCACUGCUGAGGAGUCCCAUACUAGGACAAAGCGACCGUCCAGUGCUUUCAGGUUUUCCAUGGUGGUUUAGCUUCAAUUGACUCAUGAUUUCAGUCAUUGAAAUGUAUAUUUUGGACAAUUACAUGAGCAAGUAAACUCAGUGAGGGGAUAUGGAAAAGGAAUAGAUGCAGACAAGAAGCAGAUAUGAGGGAAAAUAAUCGGUAAGAUAAAAUGAGUGCACAAACAUGUACAGACUAAUCCCACAUAAAAAAAUGUACAGUUAACAGUGGAUAGUUAACAAGGUCAAAUAUGUGAGUCAUACAAUGAUUACAUUAACUAGAAGAAUUAAUGUAGGGGUUAUAAGAUGUCUGUGAAGGUCAUUACUGUAGAUUUGAUUCUUUGAUAUAAUCUUAGAUGCAAUCUGUCAGUGGUUUAUCUUUGUGAUUUAUUCGGUCGAUAUUUGGGAUGAGUCGAGUAAAAAAAUGUUAGUCCUGUAGUGAACAGAACACGAGUGCGGACAAUCGAAUCAUAUUUAGCACAAAAUUACAGAGUUGGUAAAAUAGAAAAACCAUACUAUAAUACUUAAUUUGCAAAACAUUCAAUAACUGUCUCGAACUUCGUUGUCCUUGCAUUUUCAUACCAAUUGUUUUCUACUCCCGCUCUUCCUUUCUUGAUCUUCCCCAUCUUCUGCUGCCAUACAAUACAUUCCUGACUAGCGUCAUAUACUACUUAUAUCAAUAUAAGCAGCGCGCACCACAGUUUGACUUCGGCUUCAGUGGUUUAGUUAACGAGUUGUGUCGUUAUAAUAAUCUAUAUCAAUUUCAGUAUAAGUAAAGAAUGAGAAUCAUAUACACUUUAUCACCUAUAAAAGAGAUAUGAAAUAGCUUAUUCGGAUCAAUAGUAGUUUAUGUAACCUAUCAAUAGAUUGGCGUUCUUUAAGCUAUCAGUUCGAUUUCAGCUAUAGUUUUAUGCUCAUUUUGAAUGAAUUCCGUUAACUACUUAGGAAAUGAAUUAUUUACUUACUUACGCCUGUUACUCCACGCGAAGGAGCACAGGCCGCUUACCAGCAUACUCCAUCCAACCCUGUCUUGGGCACUUGGGAAAUGAAGCUAUGACGAAUUAAGCGUAUAAUAUGUGACUUACUUUUCAUAGUAUGCUUCUUCAUUAAUAGAUAAUCAAGUAUCAUUCUACUCGAGAUCAGUAGGAUAAAUAACAAACUAACCUAGAAACUAAUAUUUAACAAGCAUAUUUGCAAUCCACUUAAAUGCCAUCCAACAAUGUUAACAUCUAAAUUCAAUAAGUCCGAAAUAUUGAGUGACCAUCCUUCAUUAUGUUUGGAGAGUGACUGCCUCAUAGCCAACACGAUUAAACCGAAAAUCCUGCGUACGAUCCUCGUGUGUGAGUUCGAAGGUGCUUACUUCUGUGGAAUCCUAUACGAAACGGCCAUCUAAUGACUCCAGAUUUUCACUGAUAGUCUAAUCUAGAUCAGUUCAUAAUUCCAAUGAAAUCCGACAAUCUCACACUGAAAAUUGUUCUUGUUAUUUAAGUGUUUUGUCAGGUUUUUUCAAUUCAUAACAGUUUGUGUAAAACUAUACUUUCGAACUGGGAUGUUGUAAUAUCCAUUUUAUUUAUUUAUAUCACCUUUACUGACUAGCCUAAAUGUUUGACACUACGAAUAUAUUGGGGAAUACAGAUGUAUUAUGAGAACUCUGAUGAUACUGAUUUAUUUGAUUUUGCCACCAUUCCUAUCCUCAACUAACGUUAGUUUCCUAUCGCGCACAACAGUCUCAUAAUGAAAUUGUAAUCAACUUAAUUAACAAUGAAUAUUCCUCGGGAAUAUAUACACAAAAGUUCAUCACAAAUUUGAUUCAUCGUUAUACAUACAUUCUAAAGAAAAAAACUUGAGUACCCUGUGGAGGCUAAUGUCCUCUAUAUCUGACUCCAAUAAAUAAUAUCCCGUAAACUGAGUAUUUAAGGUAGGCUUAAUCUCCUAGUAGAAUUGCGGAUUUACUCGAGAUUAUUGAGAAGCCUGAACACCAGUUAUAGAGAUAAUUUAUUGUUAAUGAUUAAUAAAAAUCCACAAGCGUACAGCGAGCAAGCACACGAUGAAAACAAAGUGUGUGUGUUAGAAAUCCAUAUAUAUUUUUGAGAGUUAAUCGGGUGUGGAUAAAUUAUCGAUUAUCUGCACAUUGCAACCAAUAGGAGGAUAGCUUAAGGGUUAAUGUACAGACAUGCAUUCGAUCAUACACACCGAAAUUAACAUAGUGAAUUAAGAGUCUGAGUUACAAUGAGUAGACAAAUGAUACAGUGGCCAAAUGGGCUUGCCACAACCCUUAUUCGAAUCUCACAGGAACAUCAGUUCUAUCAAGGUAACAGAUACGCAUUGUCGAUGAGUGGCAACUAUCACGAAACUUAUAUCUUUGUAAAUACCUUUCAACCGCUUAACACUCUCAAACAGCUCAAACUCAUACCAUCUAAUAUCGCCAACGGAAACAUGAUCACUAGGAUACAACAAUAUUAGGUUAACUCUAUUAACUGAACUCGAAAAAAUUAAAACUUUUUGUAAUGUGUGAUUUUUGUCUACACAUAACUGGAAAAUGUUCAACUCCCUUUGAACAUUGACGACCUGCUUGAACAUCUGGACUACCUGUUCCUGAAAUCCACAUAUCUCAACAAGUUAGUUGUCUUUGUUUUAACACAUCAUUAUGUCUAUUAUUCGCAUAACCUAUUUAGGCGUGUUUAUGAAACGUUUACGAUCUUUCGCCGUACAAUUUACAAAAAAAAGUAAAAUCAGAGACAUUGUGAUGAAUGUCAUUAUUCAUUGAAAAGAAUAUACAUUAUUGAAAUGUUGAUUCUUGAACUACUAAAAUGGACGUUGAAAUUCGAUUUGAAAAUCUUUAUGCUCAAACCGCAGAAUUAGUAACUUUAUCAAAAGAUAAUAUAGAAAGAUUUAAAUCAACAUUAGUGGACUAUUGUUUUAGAUACUUAAAUCAUGGACAUAAUUUGAAAUGGAUUUUGACGAAGAAAAAAAAACUUAAGAAAGCUUUAAGAAAACUUAAAACUAAUGACAAUUUAUUCAUCACGAAACCAGACAAAGGAUAUAGGGUAGUACUCAAUGUUUAUCGUCAGAAUCGAUCAAGAAAAAGGGAACGGAAACUUGUUGAAAUACUUUGUGCUGAGAAUUCUAUAUUGUACCAAAAAUACAAUGUUGAAUGCAGCCAAUAAUAAUAAUAAUAACGUAAUUCCAUUUAAAUCUUAAUCGUUUGUUCAAUGUAAUAAAUUAACUGAUUUUAGUGAAAAGAACUUUAAUAUCAGACGGGUUUUGUGGAUGUUAUAGUAAUUUCAAUGGUUUAGAUCAUGAGUCAGUUGAAGCUAGACCACCAUGGAAAACCUGGAAGCACUGGACGGCCGUUUCGUCCUAUUGUGGAACUCCUCAGCAGUGCGCAUCCACGGCCUCGCCCCCUACGGGAUUCGAACCUAGGACCUUAUGGUUUCACGCGCGAGCACUUAACCACUAGACCACUGAGCCGGCAUCCAACGGUGUUAAUGUCUGACUUCAACUAAUCCACGAAACUGAAAGAUACAGACAAACGAAUAUGACUGAUUUAUUAUAGUCAACAUUUUCUUUGCCUUAUUUUCAUUGAACAAACCAGUUAAUAAAAAAUAGACUAAUUAUUAACAGAAUUCAAACUAAACAAAUGAUAUAGAAACAAUCUAUAUUUGACGGAAGAAAUGAUAGUAACUAAGCUUAUUCUAAAUAAAAAGGAAAUUUGUAUUAAUUAGACGUUAUUAGUGAGUAUGGAAAUUGAAACAUUUUUCAAUUGUUUAGAGACUAUAAUUUUGAAAUAGUUGUUGAAUAAGAAGAAAUUGAAUGGAAAUAUUAAAGUUUACAUUAUAGAUUGAUCUUAGUUAAAAUUCAUUGAAAAUCAAUAAACAACCAAUAGUUCUUUUUGAAGGAGUUUUGUUCUCUGAGAUGGAUGGUUUGGUCAUGGAGCUUUCAUCGUUCUUCUGAACGACGUCAUCAGCGCAAACUUCAGAUAGAAGUGAAGUGUUCGAAUUUCUCCAUAUGCGUUUCACAGCUUGUUCAAAAAACAAAACUCCAUAAAAUCAUCCAUCUGAGCUACAAAUCUUCUCCACCGACAGUUCUUUUUUUUCUUACUCAAUAGUGCACCAUUUGAUAUUAUAAUAGGGAUUCAGCACAAAGUUAUCAGAUCGCAUGAUUAGUACUCAACUUUCAGAUCAUUGAGCUGACAUCUGUUUGAUUCGUAUUUUUAAUUUUUAUUGAUAUUUAACGUUGUGGAACCAUCUUCCAAUUUUACUUGGUAGGUAACUCAAUAUGGCCAAACCUAACUGGUCAUUGCUUCUUACUAGAAUUAAUGAAACUACUUUAAUAUAUUGUUCUCUAGUGAGAAUAUGAUUAUUGUUAAUAAACGAGUUUUAUGAAGAUUGUUGAAUUUCGCAGUUUACAUCACGCUCCAAGUACAAACAUACUUACUAAUGUUAGGAUAAUAAUAACUUAGUCGCUUUUGACAGUAUGAUCAGAGUUCGGGUACUGAAUAAACAUCAGUAAUUCUUGUUAAUUUAUAUACUAUGCUUAGAGAUGAAAGCAAAAAAGUAACUAUCAUAAGAUCAUCACUGAAAACAAACUAGGAGCUAAAUAAAACCGCGUAAGGAUCGAUCGUGUAACGACCGAAUUGCAACACUACGGCUCAUUGUGGAACAAUCAAUUGAAUGGAAUUCAUCACUCUACAUCAACUUCAUUAACUACGAGAAAGAGUUUGAUAGCGUGGACAGGACAACACUAUGGAGGCUUCUUCUACACUACGGCAUGCCUGAAAAGAUGGUCAAUAACAUACGGAAUUCAAAUGAUGGAUUAAACUACAAAAUCGUACAUGGAGGACAACUGACAGACUCGUUUGAAUUAUAGACCAGUGUCAGACAAGGUUGCUUACUCUCACCCUUUCUCUUUCUACUGCUGAUCGACUGGAUCAUGAAGACGUCAACAUCUGAGAGGAAGCAUGGGAUACAGUGGACAGCUAGAAUGCAGAUGGACGAUCUAGACUUCGCACAGAAUUUGGCUCUUCUAUCGCACGCACAACAACAAAUAAAGGAGAAGAUAGCCAGUGUAGUAGCAGUCUCUGCAACAGUAAGCCUCAACAUACACAAAGGGAAAAGCAAGAUUCUCCGAUACAACACAGCAUGCACCAAUCCAAUCACACUUGAUGGAGAAGAUUUGGAAGAUGUAAAACCCUUUAAAUAUCUGGGCAGCAUCAUUGAUGAACACAAUGGACAUGAUGCACAUGUGAAGGCACGGAUCGGUAAGGCAAGACCAGAAUAUUUACAAUUGAAGAAUAUCUGGGACUCAGAACAAUUGUCCACAAGCCAACACCAUUGUCAGAAUUCUCAAUACAAAUGUCAACACAGUUCUACUAUAUGGGGCAGAAACCAGGAGAACUACGAAAGCCAUCAUCCAGAAGAUACAGGUGUUUAUUAACAGUUGUCUACGCAAAAUACUUCGGAUCUUUCGGCCAGACACUAUCAGCAACAACCUACUGUGGGAGAGAACAAACCAUAUCCCAGCGGAGGACGAAAUCAGGAGGAAGCACUGGAAGUGGAUAGGACACACGUUGAGGGAAGCACGCAACUGAGUCACAGGGUAAACUCUCACAUGGAAUCUUCAAAGCCAAAGGAGGAGUAGAGGAAGACGGAAGAACAUAUUACUUUGAGAAACGGAGUCAGACAUGAGAAGAAUGAACAAAAAGGAAGGCAGAGUGGGACAGAGUGUGUUGGAGAAUGCUGGUCGAUGGCUUAUGCUCCAUUGGAGGCAACAGGCGUAAGUAAGUAAAUAAAUAAAUAAAACCUAUCGUUUUCCAACAUAUCCAAUAUUUCAUAAGUAAUAAUACUCCGAAAUCUCACAAUGUAAAAACAGUGAAUGACCUGUAUGGUUAAACUAUUUUAAAUUCAAUAGUUACUAUCUAUCAAUAACAUUGAUUGUUAUUUGAACCCGGAUUGUAAACUUAUUCAAGUUGAAAAUAUAAUUAGUUAGAAUACAAUCAUGGAAUUAUAUCCACUUGUAUCUUCCCAUUUUUAUUUAGGACUACAAUUGACCAGUCUCUUGUUCGCAUAUGUUCAUCUUGUGCGGACUGCCUCGAUAUUGCCUGAAGCCACAAGCGUUGUAAGCAAAGAUGGAUAGCAACUAGCAGUGGAAUCCAAAACGCGCUUUUCGUCCUAUUUGGCACUCCUCAACUGGAUGUACCUGCAUCUCAGAGUUGAUGUUCACUCCGGGACUCAAACCCAAUACCGUUCGCUUUAAACACCAUCGCGCUAUCUAUUUAGUUACUGAGUCCUGAUAGAGUUAUUUGAUAACAUACUUAAAAUACUUAAAAUACUGCCAAGUCUUCUACAAUGAAUUAAUUAGUAUAAAUUACAAUAAUCUAAACUGCUCUUAAUGAAAUUUCUCAUGAAUGUAAUCAAUAAAUUUAAUCUUUAUUUAUUCAUAUUACCAUGUAAUGAGUUAUAUGAUAAAUGACAUAUUUGAAUGAAUCUUUCUUUUUCUGAAGAUAUCUCUUCACAUAGUAACAUAGAUUCUAUCAAAAGAUCAAUUUUAGAAGAAAAUAAUAAUAAUAAAGAAAUAAUGGAGGAUUGUCAUAGAAACAAUUUCGUUUAUACGAAUAAAGGAAAACAAAAUGUUUUUGUAAUGAAAUUUUUUGUGCUUAGUUUAUUGUAUCUCAAUGUCAUAACUAAUUUAUUUAUCAGUUAAUUGAAAAGAAAGUUGAUAAAUUCAGAUGAAUCGAAAUGAUUUUCGAGUUGUACAGUUAAACUUAUCAUUUUAGUAUUUCAAUAGUUGAAAUCAUGAGUCAAUUGAAGCUAGACCAACAUGGAAAACCUGCAAGCACUGGACGGCCAUUACGUUCUAGUAUGGGACUUCUCAGAAAUGUGCAUCCACGAUCCCGCCCCCCCCGCGAGAUUCGAACGCAGGACCUAUCUGUUUAGCACGCGAGCGCUUAACCAUUAGACCGCUGAGCCGGCACCCAACGGUGUCAAUAUCUAACUUCACUUAAUCCACGAAAUUGAGCGACACAUUCACCAUUGUCAUCAGUGAGCUGAUAUCUCACAACAGACCUGGUUGAACUCCACUGGUCAUGGCUUCUCACUAGAACUCCAGGAAAUGCCUCUUGAAGUCAGACUGAUAAGUCCUGGGUUCGAAUCUCGUAGAAGGUGGGAUCGUGGACACGCAUAUCUGAGGAGUCCCAUACUAGGACGAAACAGCCGUCCAGUGCUUCUUUUAUGACCUGUGCAUACAUAUAUUAUGUAUAUGAAGCGAAUGAAACAGAGCAGAGCAAAAUGACACGCAGGAAAGCCAACUCCAUUUUAGUCAAGCGUUACUCAAUAUUUAUAGUCAAACAAAAUAAAGCUACAGACAUGUGAUUAAUGGAAUAAAAAGGGCACACACAUAUACGCUCAUAUAAAAACAAUCAAGACUGACAUGCGAAUAAUUGACAAGGUCAAAAUAUGACUCAAGUAGAAUGAAUAGAAUGGUUCGUCCAAAAACUAGAAUAAGGUAUAUGUGCUUAAAAUAAUGACUGAAACUACACUUCCACGUUUUCCGUGGUGAACAAGCUUCAAUUGACUCAUGAUUUCAACUAUUGAAUUUACUAAAAUCUCCACAAAACCCCUUCUAAUAUUUUAUUAUUGUUUCAGAAUGUUGAGUUAUGUGAAAUCAUUUGUAUUGUACCUUCUAGAAAUCAUCUGGUAUGUUCUUCAAUCUGAACUAUCUUCUCGACCAGGUUCCAAAUGUUCUGCCAACGUUGUUCUUUCGAUCCAUUGAAGCUCUUCACUCUCUCCAACAACUCUUGAAACUUCAACACCACUUACAAGCAUCUUUGAGAGUAGCGUUCAUUACAUUUUUACUAUCUGUCAUCUAGAUAGCAACUGGGAGCAACUUAAACGGAUUGUCCAGGAUAGAGUUGGAUGGACAAUGCUGGUGAGAGGUCUGUAGUGACUCACAUUUAUCACGAGAACACGACUGGUUUAAUAGAAACAAUUAUUCUUAUAACCAACUGUACCAGUGCUUGUUUUAAUGUGCUUUUGUUUGACUGUGCUAAUGACAGCUUUAUUUUGCUUCCAUUCUUUUACUUACACUUCGAUUGUAACUUCGCGCGAAUUCGGUUACCUUCUGUAACCAAGGUUGUAUCCUGGCACGAUCUCGGUAUCCUUUCGAUGCCACGAGAUCGCCAGCAAAUAUACACCUCGACUUGGUCCAUUAACUGUCUUCUGAUAUUUGGCUUCUCGGGGAUUUCAUGGAUUUAUUUGGUUACGUCCAACCUUCGCCUUCUGAUUGAUUUGGCACGUGUUUCUUUGUAGCGGUGUUCACAGUUAAUCUCAACUCGACGCCACGCUACAAUUGGUAAUCCCAAUCAGACUACAGGUCUUUGCUCCUCCACAAGGGGUAACAAGCGUAAAUAAAUAAGUGUGUAAGUAACUAAGGCCUAUUAAGUCAUAGUGUCAGCAUUGAUUUAUUAACUUUUAAAUGGUCAAGAUUAAAAAGCGACACUCAUUUCUUCCACUUUAGGGAUUCAGAGACUGACUAUCAAUGACCAAUAGUUUACACUACGUCAAUUUGGCUAAAAUAUGACCAUUUACGAUAAAAAUUUCGCAUAUACUCAGUCGUGCUAGAAAUCGUUCAAGAUGCAUGAUCCCGCGCGCGAACGCUUAACAUCUAUACCGUUGGACUGAUAUUCGAUGGUGUUAAUGUCUAACCUCAACUAAUCCACGAAAUUGAGCAACAUAUCAACCAUUGUCUCCAGUGAGUCACUAUCUCACAACAGACCCAGUUGAACUUUACUGGUCACUGGAUCGUGGAUACUUACUGCUGAGGAAUCCAACAAUAGGACAAAACGACCGCCCAUUGCUUCUAGGUUUUCCAUGUUGGUCUAGCUUCAAUUGACUCAUUAUCUCAACUAGUAAAAAUACAAAUUUGUGCCAAUCUUUCUGCCUACUAAUAAGUAGUAACAUGGUAUUUCUCAUUUUUUAAAUCUUAUAAAAACCUCGUUUUU